GCGAGGCGCGCAGCUGCCGCGCCGCAAACUUGGUGGGAGCGAGCGGAGCACGGGCGGCUCGGCGGGGCUGCGGCCAUGGCGGCGUGAGGCGGGGAGCGGGCAUCAGCGCGGCGGCGGAACCCCCGCCCGCCCGCGGCGAGCAGCCCACGACGCCUCCAGGAGCCUGUAAGGUAGACCCAGGACCCUACUUUGGCUCUGCACAAACCCUGAACAGAGGCAGUACAUGAUUACAGAGGGAUGGUGACUAAAAGGGGCUUUUUCCACAUGAGUGCAAGAAGAGUAGACAGUUAAAAGAAGUGUCUGCUGUGGAGGACAGCAUGACCACCAUGAAAGGAAGCUGCUUCCUCACACUGCUCUUGGCAGGACUUGGGGUGUUAGGAAUACUGGAGUCAACAACAGAAGAUACCCACUGCCACAGAGCUGAGCACCCAAUUAUUGCAUACAAAGAAAUUGCCCCUUGGCUAUACGUGUUCAAAGCAGAAGAUGCUGUGGACUUCUCACAGUUAACAUUUGACCCAGGACAAAAAGAGCUUAUUGCUGGAGCAAGAAACUACCUCUUCAGAUUGAAGCUUGAGGAUCUCUCUCUAAUACAGGCAGUGGAGUGGCAAUGUGAUGAAGCUACUAAAAGAGCCUGUUACAGUAAAGGUAAAUCAAAGGAGGAAUGCCAGAACUAUAUUCGAGUGCUUCUUGUUGGGGGCAACCAUCUCUUUACCUGUGGAACCAACGCAUUCACUCCAAUCUGCACCAAUCGCACAUUAAGCAACUUGACAGAGAUACAUGACCAAAUCAGUGGCAUGGCUCGUUGUCCCUACAGUCCCCAGCACAAUUCCACUGCUCUUCUCACUUCCAGUGGAGAAUUAUAUGCUGCUACAGCCAUGGAUUUUCCAGGAAGGGAUCCUGCUAUUUAUCGAAGUCUGGGGGCUCUUCCUCCUCUCCGAACUGCCCAGUACAACUCCAAGUGGCUGAAUGAACCAAAUUUUGUGUCAUCUUAUGAUAUUGGGAACUUUACCUACUUCUUCUUCCGGGAAAAUGCAGUGGAACAUGACUGUGGGAAAACAGUUUUCUCUCGUGCUGCUCGAGUGUGUAAAAAUGAUAUUGGUGGCAAGUUUGUGCUGGCAGAUACCUGGACUACCUUCAUGAAAGCUCGUCUGAACUGCUCUCGCCCUGGAGAAAUUCCAUUUUACUAUAAUGAACUUCAGAGUACUUUCUUCCUGCCAGAACUGGACUUGAUCUAUGGGAUUUUUACCACUAAUGUGAACAGCAUAGCAGCCUCAGCAGUUUGUGUUUUCAAUCUGAGUGCCAUAACUCAGGCCUUUAAUGGACCCUUCAAAUAUCAGGAGAACUCUCGCUCUGCUUGGCUUCCAUAUCCAAAUCCUAACCCUAAUUUUCAGUGUGGCACCAUGGACCAGGGUUUGUAUGUAAAUCUGACUGAGAGAAAUCUUCAAGAUGCACAAAAAUUCUUUUUAAUGCAUGAGGUUGUUCAACCAGUUAUUCCAAUUCCUUACUUCAUGGAAGACAACAGCCGAUUUUCCCAUGUGGUUGUGGAUGUUGUGCAGGGCAAGGACACGCUUUUCCAUAUCAUCUAUCUUGCCACAGACUAUGGCACUAUAAAGAAAGUACUUGCCCCAAUGAACCAGACUUCAAGCAGCUGCCUGCUUGAGGAAAUUGAGCUCCUGCCGAAAAGUCAGCGAGAGCCCAUCAGGAGCCUUCAGAUCCUGCACAGCCAGAGUGUCCUUUUUGUGGGCCUUCAGGAACAUGUGAUUAAGGUCCCCCUGAAGAGAUGUCUCUUUUACAAAACAUACAGUGCAUGCAUUGGAUCCCAAGACCCUUAUUGUGGCUGGGACAUGGUGAUGAAGAAAUGCACAACGCUGGAAGAAAGUCUGAGCAUGAGUGAGUGGGAGCAAAGCAUUACCGUGUGUCCAAUGAGGAAUCUGACAGUGGAUGGACAUUUUGGGACAUGGUCACAGUGGAAACCUUGUACCCACACUGACGGGGCCAGUGUUGGCUCCUGCCUCUGCAGGACGCGCAUGUGUGACAGUCCUGCUCCUCAGUGUGGAGGAUGGCUGUGUGAAGGACCAACCAUGGAGAUUGCCAACUGUUCCAGAAAUGGAGGCUGGACACCAUGGACUUCUUGGUCACCUUGUAGCACCACUUGUGGAAUAGGCUUUCAAGUUCGUCAGCGUUCCUGCAGCAAUCCUACCCCUCGACAUGGAGGACGCGUCUGUGUGGGACAGAAUCGUGAGGAGAGGUACUGCAAUGAGCAUUUGUUGUGCCCCCCUCAUGUGUUUUGGACAGGCUGGGGGCCAUGGGAGCGCUGCACAGCUCAGUGUGGAGGAGGGAUCCAGGCACGGCGCAGGACAUGUGAAAAUGGUCCUGACUGUCCUGGCUGCAGUGUGGAAUAUCAGCCUUGUAACACCAACGCCUGCCCAGAGUUAAAAAAGACAACUCCUUGGACCCCCUGGACCCCAGUGAACAUCUCAGACAACGGUGGCCACUACGAGCAGCGUUUCCGAUACACCUGCAAGGCGCGCCUGCCUGACCCAAACCUGCUGGAGGUGGGACGGCAGCGCAUUGAGAUGCGCUACUGCUCCAGCGACGGCACCAGCGGAUGCUCCACAGAUGGAUUGUCAGGGGACUUCCUACGUUCUGGAAGAUACUCUGCUCAUACCAUCAAUGGUGCCUGGUCACCCUGGUCUCCAUGGUCUCAGUGCAGUCGUGACUGCAGCAGAGGUAUCCGGAAUCGCAAACGUGUCUGCAGCAAUCCUGAGCCCAAGUAUGGGGGACUUCCUUGCCUUGGCCCAUCUCUAGAGUACCAGGAAUGCAACAUUUUGCCUUGUCCAGUGGAUGGAGGCUGGUCUUGUUGGUCAUCUUGGUCAAAGUGCUCAGCAACGUGUGGAGGAGGGCACUACAUGAGAACGCGCUCCUGCACAAACCCAGCCCCAGCGUAUGGAGGGGACAUCUGCCUUGGCCUGCACACGGAGGAGGCACUCUGCAACACACAGCCCUGUCCAGACAGCUGGUCCGAGUGGUCCGAGUGGUCUGACUGCGACUCGUCUGGCUUCCAGACCCGCGCUCGACAGUGCAUCCUUUUGUUUCCUGUGGGCAGCCAGUGCACGGGCAACACCACAGAGAGCCGAGCCUGUGCUGUGGACUCCAACUUUAUUCCAGAAAUAUCUGUGGCACGAUCCAGCAGCAUAGAAGAGAAACGAUGUGGCGAGUUCAACAUGUUCCACAUGAUCGCAGUGGGAUUGAGUAGCUCAAUCCUCGGCUGCCUUCUCACCCUGCUUGUUUACACGUACUGCCAGCGAUACCAGCAGCAGUCCCACGACGCGACUGUCAUCCACCCAGUGUCACCCGCUCCGCUCAACACCAGCAUCACCAACCACAUCAACAAACUGGACAAAUACGACUCUGUAGAGGCCAUAAAGGCAUUUAACAAAAACAACCUGAUUCUAGAGGAGAGAAACAAAUACUUCAAUCCACAUCUUACUGCAAAGACUUAUUCUAAUACCUAUUUUACAGAUUUCAACAAUUAUGAUGAGUACUAAUGGGCUUGUGUAUUUUCUGGCCUCCUGUAACUCCCCAGUCCCAAGGCCUGUGCUACUCAAGUGCUCAUGUGAUUGAGGCUUCAGAGAUGAAGUUCAGAGACAUUUCAAGCACGAUCCAAGCCAUCAAUGUCCCAUUGCUGCCAACAGCCCCAACCGCCUGUUUGUGACAUGAUGUUUCUUUGCAGAAUGCAAGGUUGGCCUUCAGUGUCGGGGGCAGCUGUAGCCCCUCAAUGUUGCUGGACCACUCAUGAGGAUUGCAUUGCUUCUCUCAAUUUCAUAAAUUUCCACUCAUAUUUCUCUAACAAGCUACUAAGUAAUUCUGGAGUUUUAAAAAGAAAUAAUAAUGUCACCCCUUAAAUCUGUGCCAGGAGUACAAAUCUAAUUUUCUGUUUAGGCGUUGUCUUUUAUUUCCUUGGGGUUUAAAAAGGGAGCUUUGCUCUUAGCUCUCUGUGCAGUCUCCUGAAGCUCACACUGCCAAAAAAGAACUCACAAGGUGCUGAGGAUGACAAGAAAAAAUGUGAUGGUUUAGUGAUCCUCUGCAGCAGGUCUGGGCUCUGUAGGCUGAUCUUCCUGGGCUGUAAAUCACUCUGACUGAAGUUCAGCUGCUCAGAGUGCAGAGAAGUUCUAAGGCUGUAUCGAGGGAUACAAUCUUGUAAUUAACCCGGACACCUCCCGGGUCAGUGGUUUCCAGUUGCAAGCCGAGCCCAGUCACAUAAAGCCUUCACUUUGCUCAGUUUAAUUUUUGCAAGGGUGUGGAAGGGCAUGUCCCACAGGGAGGCCAAGGGAGGAGGGCAGAUGGGAGAGGCACACUGGGAGGUUUUUCUCUGUGUUUUUAAUAAACCAGCCUUGCUGCAGCACAAGGGUUUGUUGUGGCAUUCCACAGGCUUCCUCUCCUUGGUGCAUGCCCAUGGGACACACUUGUCUCUGGUGGCUGUGGCACUCGCCACCAGGCUGGCCACAGAGCAGUACAACUGUGCCGUGUAUUGUGUGCCAUCUCUGGCUCUUGGGGGUAUGUAGGCAUAAUCAUAGGUCUGCUUUUUUCUUUCCAGCUUUUACUUUAUAUGCACGUGUCCAACAAACAAAGUUGGCUCAGAGAAUGUAGAUACAUUUGGAAAGGGCUGUCUCAUCUUGCUGCCAUAUCUGACCUGCAUCAGUCAGCCCCUAGAGGAACGUUCUUAUGGUGUUUCAAGUGAUGAUCUUGUUGGACUUCAUUGAUGUACAUAUUUAAGUUUUAAAUUAUCAGUUUUUAUUCCUUUUUUAGUGGUAGAUGAGGAAACACAAAGUUUUAUACCAUUUUUCUUUGACCUGUCUAUUUUCACACACAUUCAUGACAUUUUUAUUUUUGUAUCUGAAAUUCCAUAUGUAUAACUUAAAAGAAAAUUGCAGGGAUUUGAGUCAGAUUUUACCGAGUAUAUAGUAGCAAGGAAGCAUUUUCUAUUCUCAGAAGCUUGUGAGAAGAAAUUAAGUGAAUAAUAAGGAUUAAAGAACUGGGCUUUCGUUUUCUUGCUAAAAGCUGCUAAAAGCAAAGACCAUCGCACUAGAAUACUAUGGAGGUAUGCAAGGAGCAGCAGAGUGGAAAUGUUUCCAUUCUGUUUAGAGCCCUUGCUAAUUAGGUUAUGGUAUGAUAGAAAAAUAGAGAAAAACAUGUACAUAUUAUAAUGAUUCACAACUGUGUAUGAAAAAAAUCAAAAAGUACCAAUAAACAUUUCCAUAGCAAUGGUAAAUGCUGUAUCUACUUAUGGCAGUGUGCUACAUUUUUGAAUGGGGAUAGAUCUGAAUGUAGCACUAGGCUUCCAAUCUGUUCUACAGAAAAAUGAAAAAAUUCAAAGUGGUCUUUAAAAUGCUAUGCAGUAAAAUGAACACACAUUUACCAUCUAUGAAAGUAAUUAAGAUCAGCCACCUAUUUUUUUCCAGCAGAAUAGUUCUCCCUGUUACUAACUCAGCCAAAUGAAAGCACCUCACCUUCACACCAGCUCAUCUCCAGAAAGUAUAAUAAUGCUGGGUCUCUAUAAUUUGUGGUUUUUCACUGUACAUUAGAUUUGGUUUUCCAGGAAUAAAUUAGCUGAUGGCCCUGGGUAAGAGAAAAUUUCCUUUGCAAGAAAUAGAGGGAAGAAAAUCUCUCCAAGUCAUGACCAGUAUGGUAUUUGGAUUAGUUUGUUCAUGCCAAAAGAUAAAUUUUAUAUUUAAAUAAGAUAAAAUAAAGCCUAUAUUGUUGCUACUGCCAAGAAAAAGCAGCACAUGUACAUACACGCAUAUGAGCGACAUUGUUCCUUUCUGCUCCUGUACUAAGAGCACAUUAAGAGCAACUUCUGGAUUUUAUAUUUAGACUAUUAGUUUUGAGACCAAUACCUUUAAAAGAUUUAAACUAUGUAUUUUUAUUUUACCUUUUUUAAUUAAAAUUACUGAAAUUAUCUUCUUUUUCCUAACUCUUCAGUAGUUUGAGGCGCGCCUAUCUUUAUAGUGAUCUAUUUUUCAUUCUUUUUGUGGAUAAAUACAUAUGUUAGAUAUGUGUUAUAUAGGUGUUAAUAAUACCCUUGAUUAAGUCUGCAUGAUCAUAGGUAGAAGUCCAUUUAGCAGAUGCUCAGUCUGCUCACACUUCCCUCUCCUAAAGGGGUAUUUCAGGUGUUCCAGAUCUUUGGGCAGCUCCCAUGCCAACAUGUCAGGAAAGCAUUUCUUUUAAUUAUUUUUCUUUGUGAUUUAGCUUCCUAAAUUUAGUUGUUCUAUAUCACAGGUAGAAAUAUAUUCAAAGCUCUAUAAGCAGCAGGGUAAACGUGGAAAUUUCACAGCACUUAAAUGAGAAAAACUAGAUGGCAAGACCUCCUUGUCAAGCUAGGAUGUGAGACAACAGGUUUUAAAGCCUUUAGAUAUUUGUGUCCUAGGUAAUUUUAAAGGACCCCAGAUGCACUGCCUGUAUCAGUAUUUUCAUCUUCUGAAUUCUGUGUAGCUGCCCAGGUAGUUUAGUAUAGCUUUUUCUACUACAUGGAGCAAAGUAAAGUACAGUCUCCAUUAAUUUUCAACUUACUUUAUUUAGCAUUUUUUCUAAAAUAGGCUACGAAGCUGAAAAAGCAGACUUCAUAGAAUUGUUCAGGUUGGAAGAUGUCCAUUUCUUCUUGAAAGCUCUUAUUUUUCUGUCAAAAAUACAACAAGUGGGCAUUUCCUGCAAACCUCGUUUAAACCAGUAGGGCUCUCAGAUUUUCUCAAGGAUAAAAUUUGGUUAUGAGAGCAUUAUUCUUUUCUUUGAAAGGGAAAAUCUUGUCCCUUGCUCAUCAAAUGCCAUGCUUUUAGGAUGCAAAUAUCCUCCAUCCUUUCGCUUGGAUAAAGUGAUCUAUUUUGGAUAAAUAAUUAUAUUACCUCUGAUGCCAUUAGUUAAUAUUACUAACCAUGCUUACACCGAUUGCAUAAAUUUUAAAAUGCUUCUCUAUUUUGAAUGAAAACAGUUUGGCAGAUAAAUGAAAAUUCUCUAAGUAAAGCUGUUUCCAUGUAGUCCUGCUGCAUGGAGGGAGGAGGCAAGACUGCCAAUCCCAUCCUGCACGGUAUAGACACUCACUCAUUGUCCAACUCAAAGUACUGCUAUGCCUGAGUACACAUUUUGUGCUUAUUUUUUAUGUCAGAACUAUAGCAUAUGUUCCUCAGUUGCUUAGAAAAUGGACUCCUGUGCUUGCAGAUAUAUCUUGGAUGUUGAUUUGAGUUUGAUGAUCUUUAUGGCCUUUUAAGUUACUCUAUGUAGAAGCUUUUCCAGCUGUCUGCAGUCACCUGAUGUUGAAGCAGUGUGGUUUGGCUAAAACUAAUCGAGAGAUUUUUUACUAGGAUUAGGAAUUUCAUAAGAGAGUGGAAGAAAGAAUGGGGCUUAAAUGGCUUUGAUUUCCAAGCUAUUAAGCAGUACUGAUUAAAGUCUUACAUUGGUGUAGGGUACUGUGCAUUUAGUUAGGCCUACCAGAGAUCCACGCCAGACUCUGGGAAAAUACCAUGCCAGCGUACCAAGAGGAGCUACUGAAGCACUUAUGUUAGUGAUGAAAUUUCUCAGAGCAUCAGACCAUAUGGCUGUUUAAACCAGAAGAGAAUGUAAGAGGUCCCAGAUGUAAGUAAAAUGUUAAUAGGAUUAAAUGCUUCAGUAUUUUUUUCGUCAUAAUUAUAGAAUGAAUAUAUUCACUUCUUUAAACGUGGGACCAGUUUUAAAAUCGGCGCAACAUGAGCACAUUCCUAAUGUUGACUGUAUGCAUAAUGGCUUCGCUGUAUGAGAUCAAUUCUGUAAACAGUUUGGUCCAAGCUUAUCUUGCUCUGCUUGAGGCGUCUGGCCAAUUUUGAUUGUAGCUGCCACCAGCAUUGUCUAUGUCUCGUCUAGGAAAACAUACUUAGAUGGGCAGAGUUACAUCCUGAUGAGGGCUUGUGUCUCUCCACCAACACUGCAGUGAGCCUAGAGAGAGAUAUAUUUCAAAUUUUAAGUGUCAUUUCCAUGCCUAAGUUGGCAUAAGCUAGGCUCUUGAGUAUAAUUUUACUC
Vidua chalybeata is the source of this 8046-nucleotide messenger RNA. It is a transcript of the gene SEMA5A, whose product is annotated as semaphorin 5A. Gene Ontology annotation, biological process: semaphorin-plexin signaling pathway; positive regulation of cell migration; axon guidance. The coding region runs from base 318 to 3548 and encodes 1076 amino acids. NCBI's taxonomy places the organism in Eukaryota, Metazoa, Chordata, Aves, Passeriformes, Viduidae. Gene Ontology annotation, molecular function: chemorepellent activity; semaphorin receptor binding. The transcript has 23 exons. The record is from RefSeq and is a predicted model, not a curated record.